This is a messenger RNA of Pollicipes pollicipes, 973 nucleotides long. It is a transcript of the gene rtv, whose product is annotated as QVR superfamily protein rtv. The coding region runs from base 123 to 572 and encodes 149 amino acids. The transcript is spliced from 3 exons. Gene Ontology annotation, biological process: sleep; regulation of synaptic transmission, cholinergic; positive regulation of voltage-gated potassium channel activity. Lineage: Eukaryota; Metazoa; Arthropoda; Thecostraca; Pollicipedomorpha; Pollicipedidae. The record is from RefSeq and is a predicted model, not a curated record.
GCACCACUUUCUCCCGGCCGCCAGUGCCAGCCGCCUGCUGUCGGGCACAACAUGGCCGCCCCGGCUGCGCGCUAGACCGAUUCGGACGCGAAGCAUAUGGGAGAGCGCGCGCGCCGCCCAACAUGAAGCUCGGGGAGUGUGUGCUGUGUGUGAUUCUGCUACUGGCUUGCCUGAGUGUUGUUCACGGUGUGACGCAGCGUCGCUGCUUCCGGUGCCGCUCGCGCGGCUCGCGCGGCGACUGCAGGGACGCAUUCGCGCACAACACCACCGCCCUGCUGGCCGGGAAGGUGCGCAGCGUGAGCGUUGAGCCGUGCGCCUCCGGCUGGUGCGGCAAGAUCAUCGAGGGCGACAAGGGCGUCAACGACUACGACACGGCCACGGAGCGAAUGUGCAUGCAGCGCCCGCCGUCCGACCUGCAGGAGCGCUGUGACGAGACCAUGUACGGCCAGUACCGCAAGGUCCACCUCUGUAUGUGCUACGGCGACCUCUGCAACGGCGCCAGCCGGCCGUUGGCGGCGGCCGCCGCCGCCGCCGCCAUGCUCGCCUGGGCGGCGGCCGCCCUGCUCAGAUGACCGGUUUCCCGUCGCCCCGUGCCUGCCGCAGUCUGCUGAGACGGAGCUGGCCUCCGACGCUCCGGACGGGCGCUGGUGCGCUGCACGUGGUUUGGGGUAGCGCCGCGUGAGGGGUGCCGGCACGAACAGGCAGUGGAUGACCUCAGUCUUUGGUGAUACAGCAGUGGCACUCGGUGAGUGUGGGCACACACGCCUGUGGCGGUACCUUGCGGACCGGAAUCGAACUGCAAGCGCUGCGAUGCUGAUGGAGCCGUCCCGUUGAGGACAUAUGAAUGGGGCGCGUAAAAGACAUUACGCGCCACGACACUGUUCAGAAUAUGGACAUGCAUGGUAUGCGCUUCUCGUGUUGAAAUGAGAUGCUCGUUUGAUGUGGUUGAAAAUAUAUUUUUGUUUGCCAGAAG